This is a messenger RNA of Cydia fagiglandana, 1056 nucleotides long. RefSeq names its product GEL complex subunit OPTI. Lineage: Eukaryota; Metazoa; Arthropoda; Insecta; Lepidoptera; Tortricidae. The record is from RefSeq and is a predicted model, not a curated record. The coding region runs from base 103 to 486 and encodes 127 amino acids. The transcript has 4 exons. Gene Ontology annotation, biological process: mitochondrial respirasome assembly.
UGUCAAUGUCACAGUGACGUGUAACAUUUUACGAGCGAUUAUUGAUUAAACUAAUGAAGUGUAUUUUAACUUAAAACGAGAGUAUAACAGUCUGAUAAUACAAUGUCCGCUAAAAACAAAUCUUCUGACAGUGCUAACAAAGGGAAAGUAACAGAAUCUGUUUGGAGGAAAGCGUUUGAGGCGAACGCGGAAUGGCCCGAUAAGGAGGAGUUCCUCGACGUUAUUUACUGGAUGCGACAAGCUAUUGGCAUCAUUUUGGGCUUAUGUUGGGGGUUGCUCCCCUUGAAAGGAUUCCUGGGUUUAUUGCUAUUUGUGUUAGUGAAUGCUGCAGUAAUAUAUUUUUAUGUGAGCAAUUUCCAAAACAUAGAUGAAGAGGAGUAUGGUGGUAUGUGGGAAAUCACCAAGGAAGGAUUCAUGACAUCUUUUGCUGGGUUUUUGGUCACUUGGAUAAUCAUGUACACAGGACUUCACGGAAGCAGUUUAUGAGGUUCACAUGUGUGAAGUACAGACAGACAAACAGACAAUGUAGUCUAAGUACAAGUAUUGUUAGUAGCUUGGGAAGACAAUAUGUUAGAGUCUACAAUUGAGGAUGUGUUGUAAUGAUAAAAAUGUGCAAAUUGGAAAAACUGUGUAAUAUAUGCUAUGAAUUGUAAAAACAGUUAUCAUAAGUUGUUAGAUACCUCAAAUGAUAUCAACUACUAGGUACUAUAAUAAGUGUGUAAUAGAGCAAUCUGGCUAUUAUCUAAAAUUGAUUUCCUUACUCUUUUUUCUGUGCUUUCCUUAACCUUUUGAACGCCACAGACGGCAAUUGACAUCAGCGCAAAAUCGUGACAACGACGCCAAAGACGGCAUUUGACGUCGAUCGUUUUUUGAUGAAAAUCUACAGAAAAACACCCCACUUUCAGGUUGGCAUUAUUUAUUCACAAAACUAAAUUUUACCCCCAUGGCGUCAAUGGCACGGCAAAUGGAUGCGCCGUUUGGCAUUCAAAAGGUUAAGAAUCAUAUAAUUUUUUUAAAGACUUCAAGUAACGCGUGUGGCUACAACCCAAUAUCAAC